CAGCAUCCACAGGGAGGAGCAGGACAAGGAGAAGGAGGAGGAGGAAGAGGGGGAGGAGAAUAAAUGAAAAAAUUUUGCAACCACAUGUUGCUGUGCUUGAUUGAACUGCUGCAGCAGCUCCUGCCUGCCUUCCCUUUUCUUUGCAUUGAACGUCUAACUAACGAUGUGGCCGCUGCAUCUGUAGCUUCUGCCACCUGUGGCAGCACUCCUAUUCCCUCUACGCCACAGAGAGAGAACAAAAAAAAGGGGAGCUGAGAGAGGUCGGAGAGGGGGAGGAUAUCUUUCAUCAUAAGUGGACUUCUGACAGAGAGAGAUCCUCGCUGCAUACCCAGCUGACACAAAUGAAAGAAUCCUAAAACCAGCACCAUGCCUGGACUCAUUAACAAGGAGAACCGGAGCGCUCUGCCCCUCAGUGUGUCAGACAUCACUUCCUGUGUCAGGGGUUAUACUCUGGCAAUGACAGCCUCUAUGACCUAUGAAAAUAUUGAGGAUCAUGCAAUUGAGGGGAUCUUCAUUUAUCCACUGGAAGAAAACUCUAUUGUUGUGGGGUUCGAGUCAAUGAUAUCCAGUCAGAUUAUAACACUGCAAAUCAAAGACAAGGCCAAAAUUGACGACUGUUAUCUGGAUUGCUGCAACACAUCUAAUGGAGCCCUCCAGAGUAGCAGCGGACACAUAGUGAUGGAUGAGGAUAUGGAGAGGACAGUGUUAGUGGUUAACCUUGGGAUCAUCCCUCCCAUGGAGACCGUCCACAUUCUGGUUAGUACCUCGUCUGAGCUCUUCACCCUGCCCAGCGGAGGCAUCAGGGUCUCAUCCCCACCGGUGUGUACGCCUCGGGUACAGAGGACCAUCAACGAGGAGCAGGGAUUAUCCCCAAACUUCUCCAGAAUGCGAGACAGGCAUGUUUGUGCCUCAAGUCCUCACGAUCAAACUCCCAACUCUGCUCAGCUGUGGUUGGCUUCACUGCUUGAGGAGGAGGCCAUAAACUCAAUGGACUACGAGUUUAACUUCCAGCUGGAGAUACGGGCUCCCUAUCUACUCGCAGGUGUAGAGAGCCCGUCUCAUGCUAUCCGAGCCGAUGCAGACCCUCUGGCCCGCUCUGCCACCAGUGUCGUCAUCACUCUGGCUGACAAGUACACCUACGACUGUCCUGUCCAAAUCCUCAUCUACCCCAGUGAGCCUCAUCUACCGCAUGUGCUCAUCGAGAACGGAGACAUGACGCAGGAGGAGUACGAUGAAUAUCUUCACGGCAGGAGCGAUUUCAUCAAGGCCACCAAGAAGGACCCAAGCAAUGGGAAGAAAGUAGAUAUCAUUCACAGGCGACUCCAUAAAGACAUCCUCCACAACCCUGUGGUCAUGUUGAACUUCUGCCCCGAUCUCAAGUCUAUCAGCUCAGACCUGAGGAAGGUUCACGGAGAGUUUAUCUUCCUCAUUGACCGCAGCGGCAGCAUGAGUGGGGUUAACAUCAACCGUGUGAAGGAUGCCAUAGUGGUGAUUCUCAAGAGCCUUGUCCCAGGCUGCCUUUUUAACAUCAUAGGCUUCGGCUCUACGUUCAAAUCACUCUUCACAACCAGCCAGAACUAUGAGGAGGAAGCCCUGGCCCUGGCUUGUGAGUAUGUUAGAAAGAUGAGAGCCGACAUGGGGGGGACCAACAUCCUGGAACCGCUCAAUUGGAUCCUAAGGCAGCCGAUGUUCAGCGGACACCCCCGUCUUCUAUUCCUGCUCACCGACGGGGCUGUCAGCAACACAGGCAAAGUUAUCGAGCUGGUCCGCAGCCAUGCACGCUACAUCAGAUGUUAUACGUUCGGCAUAGGACAGAAUGCUUGCAGGAGGCUGGUGCAGGGACUGGCGACAGUUUCCAAAGGAACAGCAGAGUUCCUGGCCGACGGCGAGAGGCUGCAGCCCAAGAUGAUCAAAUCCUUGAAGAAAACCAUGUCUCCAGUUCUCAGUGACAUUUCAAUCGAAUGGCUCUUUCCUGAGACCAAAGAAGUGCUGCUGUCCCCUGUUGGCAACACCUUCCUGUUUCCAGGGGACAGUCUGAUUGGCUACAGUGUGGUUUGUGACACCACCCGCUAUCACUCCAACCCCAAAUCUGAUAAGAGGAGGCGAUACAGCAUGAUGCGCUCUAUUGAGUCAGCCAGCUCUGUGUUUUACCACUCUCAAGAAGAGGACCCGGUGAAGACAAGCGCCGACAGCCAUGGAUCCUACAGGGAAGCACUCUCUGGUCCUCUGUAUGACUCCUACCAGGACUCCAUGACAGACAGCAGCCCUGCCACCACAGAGCAAGAUGCCAUGGGGUUGGAUUGUAAGACAUCACCAAGAAGGCGUGCAUACAGUACCAACCAGAUAAUAGACUACAACCCUGCAAAGAGGGUCUACACUCCCAGUGAUCCCAGCUCUGUGGUGGCAAAGAAUCCACUGAGGAGAGCCAAAGUCCAGGAGCUGAUAGGCCAGAUGAGCCCCGAGCAUGAGGCACAAUGGAGGAACGACUACCAGCCACAGCUGGCAAGCCUGUGUGCCACAUCUUCCAGCGGGCGCCCUGCCAGCUGUCACAGGCCACUCCCUCAGAAGGAGCUGCUUCUGCAGCAGGAAGUCGACUCAGAGCUUUUCCAUCCCCAGCCUCAGGACAACCCUCAGCUCAGCGGCAUCAGCGUGCCGCCUGUAGCUCGCAACACCACUGGGGAAGAGGGGUCCAGAUCGUCCACAGACAGCCCAUCUGUUGGCAGCGUUGGAGAUAUUGAUGGUUACGGACACCAGUUAUGUCAAGCAGAAACCCCACAGGAGACCCAAACAUCAGAUCUUAGUACAGCCAACCAGCAAAAAGGUGACUGCAAGGCCGUGGUGUCCGGACUGCUGUGUGGGAAACCAGCAAAGUGGGAGGUCGUCUUCGAUAUCGAGCCCUUCCUGAACGGCCGGGAACGAGAGGAAAAGGUUCACGAGGAGCUGUGGAAUGAGACCUUCCACCAUAUGGCUGGACGCUCCAUCAUACACGACUUUGAGCACAUGGCGCUUAAGGAGUGUGAGAUUGAAAGCGGCUCUGGGAGGAAGUACCAGCUAUACGCUAUUCACACCAGCAAGGCCUGCAAUAUACUGAGCAAAUACACAGCAUUCGUCCCCAUAGACCUGGACACUAAUGAAUAUUUGCCAACAUGUAUUGAAUAUAUAAACCCCACUGAAGGUCUGAAGAGGGGCUCACAUUCCAGGUCUCGUUCAGGGAGCAGGAAGAACAGAGGGUACUCCAUCGGACUGGGUCGCUCUCAGUCUGGCGGCAUGUCUGAGGAAGCUGAAGACAUCCCGCCCAACAAUGGAGAGGAUGGCGUCUCUCCAUGCAGCACCCCCUCCUCCUCUGGCUGGGAGAGAUGUAACUUUACGGAGGUCUCCCAAAGGAGCCCGUCUGUGACCUCUGACCAAUCACAGAAGUCGGUGGAGAGCCUUUUUUCUGCCAGGCUGGCCCUCAGUAGGACUCGUCUCCUGACUCGAGCUGCUAAAGGAUUCAUGUGUCGAUCUCACAGCAAGUCCGGUGAUUCAAUUGGAGAGAGUGACAACGAGAACAAAGACUACAUUCCUCUGGUGUUGUUGCAGUUGGCUAGUGGUGCAUUUCCCCUGGACGCGGCUCUGUGUGAUGCCAUUAACGUGCCCAUGGACAAGCUGAAGUGGACGUCCCCCUUCAACAGCCACCGCACCAGCCUGGGCCACCUGUCUCACUCCAGCAGCCGCCGUGCUGAGAGUGGCGAUGACGGACACAGAUCACUGUGCGAGCCAGAAACAUAUCAGCAACCUGCAGACAGCCAUUCUCAUCUGUCCAGGAGCACUUGGAUGGUGGAUGCUGGUCCUUCUUCAUUAGGAAGUCCAACCACCACUGCUGAGCCCCAGCUCUCCCCGUACUCCCAGGUGGACAGUGGACGGGGCUCUGGGUCAGGGGGCUUAGAAACAGCAUCGCUCGGCGGGGCGCUAAAGAGGAUGCUGGACCCAGAGAGCAUGGUGUGGGCCACGGCUGUGGCCCUCGCCUGGCUGGAGCACAGCUCUGCCAGUUAUUUCAUAGAGUGGGAAAUGGUAGCCGCCAAGGCCAGCAUGUGGUUGAGUGCGCAGGACAUCCCAGAAGGUCGCGACUUAGCCUCCAUUAAGGCUGCUGCCAACCAGCUCUUCAUCAUCCUCAGACACUGGGAUGAAAACCUGCAACUAAACAUGCUCUGUUACAACCCUAACAGUGUCUGAGGCCUGCUAGACCAGGACUGAAAACAGAGACCGCUAAAAGUAUUCAAUUCCAUAUGAUACUAUGCUAACUGAGGCUGUACUAUUCUCUGUUCAGCAGUAUGUCCUCUGGAGUCUGAUAUGGCCGUUUCAAUUGUGAACAAUGUGUAUUUCUCUUGUUUGUGUGCUGUUCCUCCAAACAUAUCACAGGCUCUUCAGAGGCACUAUGUGCAAGCUAUUACCUCGCUGGUGCCAUAUACUGUAGCUAGACCCCUGUAAGCAAGGGAUCUAAUCUGAGUUAUGUCACAAAUUUGAGUUUCAUGGAGAAGAACGUCAUUGUUAAAUUAGUAGCAUGCUGGAUCACUGACCAUCAACAUCUGAGAAAUGAUUUUAUUGUCAUCAUAUUGAUGUUAUGGGGACACUGCUGCAAAACACUUGUAAGAGAAAACUAUUCCACUGGUUGACACAUACUGUUUUUAUGUCUUUACAGCGUUUCCUAAAUUGAUUGUGUUGUGGAAAAAUGUUACAUGACAACAUCUGGGUACUUGCUAGCAGUACUGCCUGUCUUUUCUAAUGCCUGUUAUCAUUACAGUGUUAGUAAUAUUUGCCAUUAUUGCUGUUUGAUUAUAGCAGAGACAGAAAAAUAUGCAAAAGAAAAUACAAAAUACAUGUUAAGAUUUGGUUAAAAAAAAUAUGUGGCUUUGGUGGGAAUCUAUGAAUGUGUAUCCCACUAGCAUGUUAUUUACUGUUUAUUAUUUAUUGAUACAUGCAGUUUAUAUUUUUUCACUUAUCUGAGUAUCAGCUACCUGUUCUAGAGUAGAGGUUUUGCUCAUGCAUUCGUUUUUGAUUCAGAGAGAGUAACAGACCUGGAGUCGGUUGCACCAUCUGUUUGAAAAAAUCUAAAUGAGCCUAGUUGUAAGUAAGGUGUAAUGGGUUGCACCAUACAUAGAGAUUACUACAGUUGUUACUAAUACUUACACCCUGUAACUCUUAAGACUAAGUUUAGGGUUAUAGGUAGUAAUAAUAUCAGUAAUCUAGUCAGAUGUUUAUCCCUCUAAAUACAUUUCUAAAUUGUAUUAAUACACAAAUAUUUCUUCGUGUAUGCAUAUAUAAAGUCAUAUCUACAUUUACAUACUAAAGGAUUGGCAGUUUAAUAUGACCAUAUAAAGCUGUUACUUUUGAGGAUGGCUCCACCACUUUGGUCCUGACUGAAAUAUCAGUUUAAUUUUGUGCCUAUUUGAUAGAUCGGCACAAAAUUUUGAACAGACAGACUCUGCUCACUUGAAUGGGGAUAAGAUGACUUAAUUAUGCAACAUUUCUAGACUUUCCAAAUGUUGCUGGACUAAAUGCAUCAAAUUCUGAUUUGAUUUUGAGGGGUUUGGGGGGCAUUGAAAGAAAUAUAUCCACCAAUUUACAGCCAUGUUACUAUUAAUUAAUGAGAACUUAAACAGGACCAUACACAAACAUAGAAAUUGAUUUACUCACAGUUGGUGCAACCCAAUCCUGAGGAACAUGGGCAGCAAUUUAAAGUCCUUCUCUGGGAAUCAAAGAGAAAAGAACCCUGCUAGUUCUUUCAUGCUCUCAGCUCAUUUACCGCAAGUGCCUAACCAAGAUUUAAAGUCAGCAGAAAAUGUAGAUCUGUUUGCUGCAGUUUAUUCAGUGUGGGUGAUGACUGUUUCUUUUUCUUGAAUCUGUGUGUGGCCUAUAAAGGCAUAUUUCAGUAAUGAUUUCCCACUUUCUUAUUCCAUUUCAGUGUUGCUUUACUCAGGUAUUUAUUAAUUUUUUUCACUCAGGCUGAGUUGCAUAAAUCAUUCUGCAUGAACACAGGUGUUUAUGGUAUGAUGUUUAAUGACUGAAUUGCCACAUUGGAGCCAGUAGCGCAGUAUUUCACUCUCUGAAAUGAGAAAUACAAUAGAUGUCAUGUAGUAAUAUUUUUGUGCUGUAAUUGCAGUAGUAAGUGCAGCUGUAAUUGUUGUAUUUUUACGUACUGGGUCAGUUGUAUAGUGCAGUAACUUUUAACUUGCUGUGUGUGCCUUUAUAAAUGAUUGUUGACUGUUUGAGGCUGUUGAAAGCUUCUGUAGUAUCUUUAUAACUGUCGAUGCUAUGAUCUUCUCUGCAGGUGCAUGUAAUAAAAUAACUCUACAACCCAA
Messenger RNA from Dicentrarchus labrax (European seabass), 6338 nucleotides. RefSeq names its product von Willebrand factor A domain containing 5B1 (gene vwa5b1). The record is from RefSeq and is a predicted model, not a curated record. NCBI's taxonomy places the organism in Eukaryota, Metazoa, Chordata, Actinopteri, Moronidae. The transcript has 22 exons. The coding region runs from base 367 to 4212 and encodes 1281 amino acids.